Messenger RNA from Cadophora gregata, 4157 nucleotides. RefSeq lists its product as uncharacterized. The transcript has 3 exons. Lineage: Eukaryota; Fungi; Ascomycota; Leotiomycetes; Helotiales; Ploettnerulaceae. The coding region runs from base 1 to 2601 and encodes 866 amino acids. Gene Ontology annotation, molecular function: protein binding. The record is from RefSeq and is a predicted model, not a curated record.
AUGGAGGAACCCGCGGCAGAGAGUCUAGAUGGCUCCUCAAUUAAGCCGGUGUCCUCCCUUCGUUCCCAUUUCGAGCAAAUGGCUAGUCUAAAACCCAAGCCCCCUCCACCCCCGGGAUCGAAGCCUAUUUCACCACAACCGACUGGGAACGGCGUCAACGAUGGGUCGAGAGAUAUUGCUAGACCAGCACCUGUGCAGCAGGAAGAAGUGGGCUUUGGGGAUGCGCUUCGUGCAGCACGAGGGAGGGAAAAGGUUGAGAAUGGACUGCGGCCCCCGCGAACGACAUCUGCGAAUAUGUCCCCCUCACCUACGAGGAACACAAAGCCACGAGCAGUCUCAGCAGCUACACCAGCAGUUACGAUUCAACCUCCUCAGUCCCCACCUAAGGCCAAUACGUUGAAUCUGGUGCUGCCAGGAACUGCAUACCUCCAGGCCGAUUCCCCACUAUCUGCGUCCUCUGGAAGCGCUUCUCCCAGGAACUUCAGGAUACCUAGUAGACCCAAUACACCACAUUUGGAGCCUGGGCGGUCUCCUAAAAUGCACCCCUCGCAACCGCCUUCACCCCCGCCUCCGAGAAGGUCAGGCGAAUUCAGGAGAGAGACACGCGAGGCUCGAGAGGCAUUUACGAAACCAAAACCUCCACCUGUGAAUCGUGCAGACAAGCCAAAAAUCAAUAGCAGACCAAUGUCUCUAGCAUUUCGAACAGAAGCUACAACUCUGGAGCCAGCUCCUCAGUCAGCGGUAGACAAAACGUCUCCAUUUAGUACACCUCCAAGUAGUGGAAGUAGUCCGGAGCACGAGCUGCCAGGGCCAGUGAUGCCGCGAUCAAGGAACGCGUUUGAGCCCAGGAACGGGACGGAACACAUUCCGACAGCUCACAAAACUUUCGACCCGCCACCUCUUCACCAUAGUGUGGUAAACAGAAGAAAAGAUCAAGAUACCAAUGGGGUGAACCGAGGGCUGAUAUCUCCUCAAGUGACAGGAGAGCAGCGGCCAGCUUUGCCAACCAGGCCUCAAGCUGUGCCUGACCCAGUCAAAGCCCGUGGAUUCAGAGAUGUCAUGCCACCACCUGCAAGGCCGUCAAUGGAUAGAAAUCGUCCCACUAACGCAAUGCCAGAAAUUGAGACUGGAUACGCGACACCGCCGAAGCGAGUAUUUUCGCAGCCGACAGACAAAGCAAACGCUCAAUUACACACUCCUCAACGGUCACACGGGAGAUCAAUGACCGUCUCCUCGCCCAGAACCCCGGUAGAAUUUAGAAAUCCAACAAUUCACGUAGAGCCUCGACAAUCGUUUGAUGUGGGUGCAGCCACAACAGCCUCAACAGUCACAAAGGAAUCAACAAAUCCAGGCUCCGGAGAAUACCCAGACAUUUCCCGCACCAACCGUCGGUACCCUGAGCACACAAACAUGGUUAGAGAACUCGCAACCAAGUACGAUACACGAUUACUUGAUGUCUGUGGAGAAUAUGUUUGCACCACUGGACAUUUUACUAGAGUGUGGAGUUUACUUGAUGGCUCACUAUUGACCAGUCUAGCCCAUACCGAAGGCGUCAAGAUUAUGUCUAUCGCCUUCAAGCCUAUGGCCAAUGUUAAUGAUGAAGGCACGCGACUUUGGAUUGGGAGCAAUACCGGCGAAAUUUCUGAGGUUGAUGUCCACACUCAGACUGUCGUGGCUACCAAGGUGAAUGCCCACACCCGCCGCGAUAUCAUCAAAAUUUAUAGACAUCUCAAUGAAAUGUGGACUCUUGACGAUGGCGGAUCUUUGCAUUUGUGGGCUCCCGACAGCGAGGGCUCACCUAGCCUUGCAGGAAAUGCGACUAAGAGCUUUAGAGUACAGAAAGGACACACUUUUUCUACCAUCAUUGGUGAUGAUCUCUGGCUUGCAACUGGCAAAGAAUUACGGGUUUAUGUGCCAAGUCGCGAUACCGGUACGCAAUGGUUGGCCCUUCAUGGCACUUUCAGCCAACCAAAUACCGGUGACAUUACCUGUGGAACAACAAUCGACUCUCAAUCUGAUAAAGUCUACUUCGGGCACACAGACGGGAAAGUCAGCAUAUACUCUAAGCGUGACGUUUCUUGUCUAGGGGUAGUGAAUGUUAGCGUUUAUAAAAUAACCACGCUUGCAGGUGUUGGUGGAUACCUCUGGGCAGGCUUCAGCACUGGUCAGGUUUAUGUCUAUGAUACAUCAAAACCAACAUGGGUCGUUCAAAAAGAAUGGCAAGCUCAUCAUGAUCCUGUCGUAAAGUUAAUUGCGGAUCCGGCAAGUUUUUGGACUUUGGAUAGAUCCAACGUCGUCUCUCUCGGCCAAGACAACAUGAUUCGGGUUUGGGAUGGCCUCUUGCAAGAGGAUUGGAUUGGUAAGCUGAUCUUAAAGACAUGUCUAAUGGCGGCUAACAUUGAAAGAAAACCAAAUGCAAUCCCAGGAACGCGAGUUUGCUGCAUUCACGCCAAUAAAAGCGCUCGUUAUGACUUGGAAUGCAGGCGCAACAGCUCCGAGUCAUCUCAGAAGGACCGAUCAAGAUGCAACAUUCUUCCGCAAUCUUCUACAGAACAGUGGUUCACCGGAUCUACUAAUAUUUGGUUUCCAGGAACUCGUUGAUCUCGAGGACAAGAAGACCAUGACCAGUUAGUACUCGUUUUUAAAGUCAUCUAUGGCACAUCCACUAACACGACCAGAAACAUUUUUCAAGUCCAAAAAGAAGGAUCCCACUUCAGAACAUGAGCACAUGAGUCGAGCCUAUCGCGAGUGGAGAGGGUUUCUGACUACGUGUAUGGAUGACUUCGUACCAGGCGAGCUCUACCAUCUACUUCAUACUGCAAGCCUUGUCGGGCUUUUCACCUGCAUCUUUGUUAGAGCUCCAUUGCGGGACCGCAUUCGCGGAUUGAGUGCUGUUGAGGUCAAACGAGGCAUGGGCGGACUGCAUGGAAAUAAGGUCAGUCGAACACUACUAGAUACAGAUCAUAUUCCUGACUUCACAGGGCGCAUUAAUUGUCCGGUUUGUUCUGGAUGAUACGUCCAUGUGCUUCAUCAACUGUCAUCUUGCUGCUGGUCAGACCCAAACAAAGGAUCGCAAUGCGGAUAUUGCCGCCAUCCUCGAAAGCUCGCUAUUGCCUCCGGUCAAAGACCUAAGCGUGCGACAAGAUAGUUAUGUUGGAGGUGGUGACGGAACAAUGGUUAUGGAUCAUGAGAUCUGUAUUUUAAAUGGAGACCUCAACUACCGUAUCGACACCAUGGGACGAGACACUGUGGUCAGAGAUGUCAAGUCGAGGAAUCUUGACAAACUCCUUGACCGAGACCAACUCAUCGCAUCGAAACGAAAACAUCCGUGGUUUAAGCUGAGAGCUUUCAACGAGUCGCCAAUUACCUUUGCACCGACAUACAAGUACGACGUUGGAACCGACAAUUAUGAUUCAAGUGAGAAGAAACGAGCACCUGCAUGGUGUGAUCGAGUACUCUUCCGUGGUGGCGAUCGUAUCCAAGAGCUGGAUUAUCGCCGACACGAAGUUCGAGUGUCAGAUCAUAGACCCGUCACAGCAUCGUUCGAGAUCCUCAUCAAGACUAUGUCCGCGGAGAAGCGUGGCUUGAAAUGGGCGGAAUGUCUGCAGCACAUGACGGAUCGCAAACAGCGCCUGGUUCGUGAAGCAAGGCAAUACUACCUUACCACUUACCUAGGCUUCGAUGCAGCAUUCUCCAAGAAGCUGAUUACUGAGAGGGAGAGGCUUGAGCAGGAAAAGGCUGACGAGAAGGCCAAAAGGGGUCGAUGAUUCUACUCACCAGCGGAGUAGAACGCAAAUAGGAUCUUGGUGCCAACGGCCGCUUCCGAGUGCAAUAGCCCUAGAUACCACGUGAUGACGUGACGCCCACCCGUCUAGCGUCAGGCGCCAUUAAAUAAUGGUCCACGUCAUGUUAUCACUACAGCAUACACUCAGACUUUAUACCGGACCACUCGCUCCGACCAAUUGCUCCUUCGAUCUGUAGAGCGAAUGGGGAUGGGGGAAAGCUGUCCCUUCUUCACUUUUCGAUGCUACUCCCAAUGUAGCGGCUUUCGAUGCGCUUGCGCAGGAACAUCCCGAUCUGAUCUGAGACUAGAGGGCUUGGGCGCGGGAAGCAAGGGAACGGGACGCUGGGGAAGUUCAAAUGUAGUGACGAGUGUA